Molecule: messenger RNA, 606 nt
Organism: Penicillium bovifimosum
Lineage: Eukaryota; Fungi; Ascomycota; Eurotiomycetes; Eurotiales; Aspergillaceae
Product: HIT family protein
Exons: 3
Coding region: 1-606 (201 amino acids)
Biological process (GO): nucleotide metabolic process
Molecular function (GO): catalytic activity
Source: RefSeq, a predicted model, not a curated record
AUGGACUCCUCCACCGCAUCCCCGCCAUGCCCGUUCUGCACCAUCGCCUCAUCAUACCUCCCCACCCCCUUCAACGACCCCAAGUCCAAUCCCGUCUCGUCCGACCCAGACAUGAUGCCAUUAUCCCAUCUCAUUCUCUCCACAGAGCAUGUCCUAGCCUUCCUGGAUAUAAUGCCAUUGACUCGAGGACAUGUGCUCGUAGCACCAAGAAAGCAUUACCAGACGCUGGGCGACAUGAGCGUUGCAGCGGGACAGGAGAUGGGUAAAUGGCUGCCGAUUCUGUCUAGGGUCGUAACGAAGACUGUAUUUGGGGAUGAUCCUGAUAGACAUUGGAAUGUCGUGCAGAAUAAUGGUGAAAGAGCAGCACAGGUUGUGCCUCAUGUCCAUUUCCACAUUAUCCCACGCCCUGCUUCAGGGGCCAAUCAGAGAGGAAGCUUUGCUAUGUUCGGUCGUGGGCAAAGAGAAGAGCUUGAUGAUGACGAAGCUGAGAUUUUAGCUCGUGAAAUGAGACUCGAGUUGGUUGAAGAGGUCAAACGCAUUCAAAGGGACGAGGGCGUUGAUCUGGUUCAGGACUUAGUUCCAGAAAGCCAGCGAGGAAAGUUGUGA